AUGUUCAUUCGGCACAAAGUCAUUGAUAAGGCCGACGACGCCUCCGCCUCGGAUACCUAUUACACCUCCAUCAAUUCAUCAGUUUUCUUCCCUAUCGGAUACGGUUCUACUGUAUCGAUGCAUUCUCACGACGUUCCGGUUACUAACAUUGGUGGUAGAAGAAGACUGUCGACUAGCGGUACCAUACCCAAGCACCUAUACAGAAACGUGAGAGCUGGCCAAGUAAACAAACUUGUUGAGAUACAAGGAUUGGAAAUCUAUUGUAAAACCUUUCAUGGAUCUACGGAAGAUCUGUAUGCCAACAAUGGUGAAGACUCCAUGUCAAUGGUUGCUGCAAGCUUUCAAAAUGAUGAACAUGUUCACAUGUUUUCCCCAGUUGAUGUAUCUGCUUCUCUUUCGCCUAUGGAUGAUGAAAUUGUUUUGGAGUUUGACGAAAUAGAGAAGGUAUCGGAUAUAGAAGAUAUCUUAAGUUAUAGGUCUGCUGCAGAACAUGAGCUUCAAGAGUUCUUGGUGGAUUCAGCUUAUGUUUUUGGAAAUGGUGAGGCAAAUACUCCAAUCGACAAGUUAAUGGAUGAUGACCAAACAUCUGGCAAACCACAAGAAUGGUUGAAGUGGCUUUCCCGUUGUAUGUUGUGUGGUGGAGGCACAGAUGAUUCCAACCAGUUUUCUGGUGUUGUUUCAGAUGAAGUAAUUAAGGUAAGUGUGUUAACUAUUAAGUUAGGAAUAGGUUAUGCCUUAGCUAAAGAGUUUCUGAAAGUAGGUGAUAAUGUCUUAAUAUGCUCAAUAUCUAGGCGAGAUCGUCCUUUCUUGCCUCUCAGCAGCUAUGAGAAAAGCUUGCAUCUUGGCUCACGUGAAGUUAUAGUCAUGGAUAGGGGAAAGGAUGAAGAGUUAGAUGAUGUAACACUUUUUGCUCAACCAUUGUUGUUUCAUUUAAAUCAGAUGUAUGGUUCCACGAAAGAUGAGGGAGACAUUUUUCUAGGUAAAUUACAAAUUGCUUCCUUGCUUGCUCUGUUUGUAUCUGAUCACUUUGGAGGGAGUGACAGAAGUACAAUGGUUGAUAAGGCACGGAAGUCUGUAUCUGGAUCAAACUAUAACAAGCCUUUUGUCUGCACUUGUUCAAUUGGGAACAACAACAAUAUUAUGAAAUCCAUAAAACAAAAUGUAAACUCAGCAGAUGACACUGCUCUCCUAUGUGAAAAAUCUCUUCAGUUGAUAAAAGCAAGGAGAAAUUUCGUUGUUGCCCCUAUUAGAACUCUACAAUUUGGUGUUUGUAGACAAAGGUAUAUUCCUCUGAAUCGGAUCAAUGGUGAUGCACACUGUUCUUUUCCUUCUUUUUCUACUGUAUAUGAAGACAUCAAGGAAGGAGAUUCAAGCUCAACAACUCUUAUUGAAUGCAACAUGGGAUCAGUUGAGGCUGCUGCUAAGGUCUUGAAUGCAAAACAUUUUCCGGUUUAUGUUGCAGGUAGAGACGAUGGUUUAAAAUUCCCAACCUGCAAUGAAUUUGUGCUCAACUAUCCUAACAUAACCACUUUAGCACUAAAAGGAUUCAAACUUCAUGACUACAAGGCCCAUAUGCUGGUGAAGGGGCUACAGAAAUUGAAACAUAUUGACCUUUCAACAUCUUACUCAUUCAUGGGUUCCUCUUUAAAGAACCUUAGUGCGAAUGGUGGUGGAGAUAAUUUGGAGGUGAUGAUUUUAAGGGACUGCAUGCAUCUCAAGGAAAUUGAAGUGGAACACUUUAUGGCAGAUGUUCUUGCAGGAGAAUUCAAACACCUCAAACACCUUGUCACAAGAAUUAUCGGAGAAGAGGUUCAUUAG
Molecule: messenger RNA, 1818 nt
Organism: Lactuca saligna
Lineage: Eukaryota; Viridiplantae; Streptophyta; Magnoliopsida; Asterales; Asteraceae
Source: the annotation of a GenBank genome assembly